Orbicella faveolata is the source of this 758-nucleotide messenger RNA. Its product is annotated as acidic phospholipase A2 PA4-like. Lineage: Eukaryota; Metazoa; Cnidaria; Anthozoa; Scleractinia; Merulinidae. The record is from RefSeq and is a predicted model, not a curated record. Gene Ontology annotation, biological process: phospholipid metabolic process; arachidonate secretion. Gene Ontology annotation, molecular function: A2-type glycerophospholipase activity.
UAAUAUUUCAUCACUUUCCCCAUAAACACCUGAGCGACGAAGGACGUUUUACAGCAAAACACUUAAAAUUCCAUCCGAGAAGCUACGGACAUUAAUUCAAAAAUGUUCAAUUUAAAAAUUGCCUUUUACGUAAUGUUGUUCGUGUUGUUUAUCAAUCAAGGCUCUUCCUUCUCCUUCAAUUCACGCCGAGAGAAACGUUUUUCGUCCGGCUUCACUUACCCAGGAACAAAAUGGUGUGGCAUGGGUAACGAAGCAAAAAACUACGAAGAUCUGGGAGUGAAUAUUAAGACUGACAAAUGUUGCCGUACUCACGAUCAAUGCAGAGAAUACAUCCCAGCCUUUGCCUCCAUUGGCGGAAUGCAGAAUAACUUACCUUACACGGUCUCACACUGUGAUUGUGACUCGGCCUUUUAUCAAUGCUUAAAACAAGCCAACACUGAGACAGCACAACUGGUUGGAGAUAUGUUUUUCAAUGUCUUAAAAGUACCUUGUUUUGUUUGGAAAAAGAAAGACUGUCCUGACGGAAGAUGCCAGGAACAACGAAAGGCUGUUUUGCAGCUUCCUAAACAUUUUCGCUGAGCGGAAAAAUGUUACAACUUGCUGCACUGAUGGAAUCGCUGAUCCUGUCUACAAAGUCAUUAAAGUGAAACUUCGAGACUAUGUUUUUCUUUUAAGACUACGACAUAAGCACAAGCACAUAAGCCUAACUGUAGUGAGGACGGGCACAGCAUAAGUAUAAACACAAACAAAUGGUAGUG